AUGGCGAUCACGAAACAAAAAGCGAAAGGACGUCUCGACAAGUGGUACAGACUAGCGAAAGAGAAGGGUUAUCGUGCUCGAGCUGCCUUCAAACUUAUCCAGCUCAACAAGAAGUAUGGGUUCCUGGAAAAGAGCAGGGUCCUUCUGGAUCUUUGCGCGGCACCUGGUUCAUGGCUUCAAGUAGCGGCCGAGGUGAUGCCCCAGGGAAGUUUGAUUAUAGGCUGUGAUUUGAGUCCUAUCAAGCCAAUUCCUCGAGUUACAUCCUUUCAGUCUGAUAUCACCACCGAAGAUUGCCGAGCUACGAUAAGAGGUCUCCUAAAGACACACCGGGCGGACACUGUCAUCCAUGACGGCGCACCCAACGUUGGAACAGCCUGGGCGCAGGAUUCCUUUUCUCAGGCUCAUCUUGUCUUGCAGUCGCUGAAGCUCGCUUGCGCCUUCCUCCGCGAAGAUGGAACUUUCGUCACCAAAGUCUUCCGGUCUAAAGACUACAACCCUCUCUUGUGGGUUUUCAAACAGCUAUUCCAUAAAGUAGAAGCAACGAAGCCGUCUAGCUCGCGAGCAGUCAGUGCGGAAAUCUUUGUCGUAUGUCGUGGGUACAAGGCGCCAAAGAAGUUGGAUCCGCGACUCUUGGAUUCCACGUACGUCUUUGCGGAACUCGCAGGCCCUACCCCGAACAAUGAAGCCAAAGUCUACAAUCCCGAAGUCAAGAAACGCAAACGAGAUGGUUAUGAUGAGGGCGACUUCACUCAGUUUAAGGAAAUGCCAGCCAGCGAGUUUAUCCAAACUACCGAUCCUAUUGCAGUCCUGGGCCAAUACAACAAACUCACUUUCCAGCAACCGCGCAACGGAGAUGUAGCUUUGGCCGCACUUGACAAACUUCCCGAGACGACAGAUGAAAUCCGAAAUUGCUGUUCCGACCUCCGAGUAUUAGGACGAAAGGAUUUCAAACGUCUUCUCAGAUGGCGCUUGAAAGUUCGUGAGAUCUUUGGAUUUAAGACGAAGGAGACUCCUACUACGGAGGAGCCUCCUGAGGAAGUCGCGGAGGUCGAGUCAAUGGACGAAGAGCUCAAGAUCCAGGAGGAACUGCAAAGCAUGAAGGACCGAGAAAACACCAAAAGGAAGCGAGAAAAACGAAAGGAGAACGAGCGAAAACAACGCGAGGUUGUGCGCAUGCAACUGAAUAUGACGGCUCCUAUGGAUAUCGGAAUGGAAGAAGCUGGCCCCAUCGGAGAAGGUGCGAUGUUUUCGCUCAAGAAAGUCGACAAGACAGACGCUAUGCGAAGACUGAACCGGGGCAAAAUGAUUGUUCCUUCCCAGGCUCCCCAGAAGCAGAUAGACAGCGGUCUUGGCUCGUCUGGGGAGACAGAUGAUGAGAGUGAUCCUGAGGAGGACCGCUUGGAGCGAGAGCUUGAUUCGAUGUACGACCAGUACAAGGAACGCAAAUCCGAGAUUGACGCCAAGUAUCGAGCGAAGAAGGUUCGCAAGGAGCAUGGCGACGAUGAGUGGGAGGGCUUAUCUGGCGAAGAGGCCGAUGAGAAAAACGACUCCUCUGAUCUUGAAGAAGAUGAUUCCUCUGAUGAUGAAGAAGAUGCGGCCCCCUCAAAGGGACUCAUUCGGGAUCUGGAUCCUUCAAAGGGAGCCAAUGGACUUUCUAAGAGGGCCACGAAUUUCUUCAACCAGGACAUCUUCCAAGGUAUCACAGGCAUUGCACCUGAAGAAGAGGAGUCUGCCGAAGAUAGUGCGGAUGAGGAGAUCGACCGAGAUGCAGCAGCUAUCGUCGCUCAACAGACUAAGGCUCGUAAAGUCGAAACACCUGCUGCCAAGCCCGCCAAGACCAAGGAAGCUACUGUUGACUCUGAUUCCGACAUGGAAGGUAAUGAGGCAGGCUUCGAGGUUGUGAAACGGGACGAAGAGGAUGAUUGGGACAAGGACCAGCGAAGAGCUGAUGGCAGACUUGAUAUCGACAUCAUCACUGCCGAGGCCAUGACCCUCGCGCAUCAACUCGCCACAGGACAGAAGACAACUCACGAUGCUAUUGAUGAUGGCUUCAACAAGUACGCCUUCCGUGACCGUGAUGGUCUCCCAGACUGGUUUGUUGAGGAUGAGGGACGACACGACAAGCUCCAGAAGCCCAUCUCCAAGGCGGCGGCACAGGCUAUCAAGGAGAAGAUGCGAGCCUUCAAUGCUCGUCCUAUCAAGAAGGUGCGCGAGGCUAAGGCUCGCAAGAAGUACAAGGCUGCGCAGCAGCUGGAGAAGCUCAAGAAGAAGUCCGAUAUGCUCAACAACGACGAGAACAUGACAGAGAAGGAGAAGGCGGACAGCAUUGGGCGACUUAUGGCCAGGGCACAGAAGAAGAAACCAACAAAGCAGGCGGCCAAGCUUGUCGUGGCUCGUGGUCUCAACCGUGGUAUCAAGGGACGUCCCAAGGGUGUCAAGGGUCGUUACAGAAUUGUCGAUCCUCGUAUGAAGAAGGAGUUGCGAGCGCAGAAGAGGAUCAAAAAGAGGAACUAA
Molecule: messenger RNA, 2514 nt
Organism: Fusarium coffeatum
Lineage: Eukaryota; Fungi; Ascomycota; Sordariomycetes; Hypocreales; Nectriaceae
Exons: 5
Coding region: 1-2514 (837 amino acids)
Biological process (GO): rRNA methylation; maturation of 5.8S rRNA from tricistronic rRNA transcript (SSU-rRNA, 5.8S rRNA, LSU-rRNA); maturation of LSU-rRNA from tricistronic rRNA transcript (SSU-rRNA, 5.8S rRNA, LSU-rRNA)
Cellular component (GO): preribosome, large subunit precursor; nucleus; nucleolus
Molecular function (GO): rRNA (guanine) methyltransferase activity; rRNA (uridine-2'-O-ribose)-methyltransferase activity
Source: RefSeq, a predicted model, not a curated record